AUGUUUUUUUGCAGAUUUCUCAAGGAUUUUCCAUCGAAUCAAACACUUUAUUGCGAAAAGUUCUCAUCGGAUGCGGCGAGAUGGAAUUUGUAUCCGAAUUUGAACUAUUCGGCGUUGUAUUAUGCGAUUGUCAAUUUGUUGGAUGUUUUUCCGUUGAUAACUACACAACCACAAGGUUAGGGGGAACAUCUGGGCACUUUAAGUAUCGGAGAAGGUUUUGGAAUUCUGAAUUUUCAUGGUUCACAAUUCUGGGCUUGAUCCUCAAAAAUUACACCAAAAGUUCAGAAAGACUAUGAAUUUCCUGGUCCAAAAAAUUAUUUUUGAACAAGUCCGAAAAAAUUGGCCCAAAUUUGUAGGCUUUACCAGGCUCCGGAAAAACUGUACCUGUUUUUUUUAUAAUUUAAUUUAUUGUUAGACAUCACAAAAAUCACCCGAUUUUUUAACCCGAAAAAUUACGUUUCAAAAAAAAUUAAUAUCAUUUUCCAAAAUGAAAAAUAAUUAUUUCUCAAUAUUUUAUUCAAAAAAUAAAUAAAUUUUCCAGCAAUCGGCGAAGCGAUUCUUGACACAAUCAAAGCAUUGAUGAUAUUUCUCGAAAGAGAUUCGUUGGAACAACUCCCUCUUUUAUUAGCCAGUCAACUUGGUGUUUUUCCAAGGGAAUUAGAUAAGCAGGUAUGGAAGAAUGAGAUUUAGGAGGGUUUAAAAAAUGAUGGAUCACUUGUCUUAUUUUUUUCUGAAGUCAAAGAACCUCGGAGGAAAAACUAGAAGAUUAAAAAGAGAUACAAUUAAUUUCCAGAUCGUCCAUCUUCUUGCUGAUUGUGUCUUCCCAUUUGCAAUCACUAAUGAAACAUUUGUGAAAUCAAGUGUCCCUGGAGUUAUCAUGCUUGUUUUGCAACAAACCCAUGAUCCUAGCUUGCAUACGUGGAUUAUUGAAGCAGCGAUGAAUUGUUCACCGAAAGUAUAUCAAGAUUUGUUGCAAGUGAAUGCGAAAGGAACUUGUGAGAGUCGAGUGGCUGCGGCGAAUUUAUUGUUUCAUUAUUGGCCAUUUCCAAAUCCACAAAUUUUGCAUCGGAAAACUAUUCAGUAUCGGGUUCAUGCUUGGAGACCAGUUAUUUGUCAAUCAACUGGAUGUACAGAUAAAGCACCGAGGUUUGUGGGGGGAAUUGAAAAAAAGUAAACCUGGGCUUGAAGUUUCUAUGUGUGAAUUAGAUUCUAGAUAGAAGAGUUCUGGGGGUGGAUCCGAUUUUUUUUUUAGAAAAAAACUCGGGCCGAUUUUUUUUUUUGAAAAAACUCGGGCCGAUUUUUUUUGAAAAAACUCGGGCCGAUUUUUUUGAAAAAACUCGGGCCGAUUUUUUUUUUUGAAAAAACUUUUUUGAAAAACUCGGGUCGAUUUUUUUUAAAUCCAACAAAAAAACUCGGGCCGAUUUUUUUUUUGAAAAAACUCGGGCCGAUUUUUUUUUUGAAAAAACUCGGGCCGAUUUUUUUUGAAAAAUCUCGGGCCGAUUUUUUUUUGAAAAACCUCGGGCCGAUUUUUUUUUGAAAAACCUCGGGCCGAUUUUUUUUUUGAAAAAUCUCGGGCCGAUUUUUUUUUUUGAAAAAACUUGGGCCGAUUUUUUUUUAUGAAAAAACUCGGGCCGAUUUUUUUUUGAAAAAACUCGGGCCGAUUUUCUGGAGGAUGAAUCCUAUCGAAAAAACUUUCUCAAAAAUUCGAUCUACAAAAAUCAGAAUCUCAUUUAUUUUUAGUGAUCCACAUUUUUUGGAAUUCUAAAUCGAAGAACUCUAGCGAAGUUCUCUGAUUCAUAAUUUUGCUCUACCAAAUUCAAAAAAUUUUUUUCCAGCGUGAAAAGAUGUUAUGAUCCAGUAGUUUGUGCUGAUGUUGCUGACACAUCUCCCCCAAUUUUCCUCUGCAAAAAAUGUGCGGAGCAAGUAACCGGCGAGCGCAAAGUUGUAACUCAACAUUUCGCUCAACCGAUGCCCGCCUCAAAUGCCACGUGUCAACGACAAGAUUGUCAAUCACAAUCCCGUCUAGCUGUUACAAUUUGUGUUAGCCAUGAAUGCACUCGAACACAUAAUCAUGUUCCGUUGAGAUUGUGUUUGGAUUGUAGUGGACAGGUUCAUGGAGAAGAAUCGGAUCAUAUAACACAUUGGGGAACUGGAAUUGUUUGGGGAACUGAUGAUAUGUGGCCGACUGUUGAAUCAAUUGUGAAGUUAUUGAGGGAAACUACGAUGUUUGAAGGAUCAGAAGGUGAAGGGAAGAAGCCGAAAUGGUUGAGACAAUUGGAUGGAGGAACAUCGAUGGGGAAGGAAAUUGACAAGAUGGCGGAUGAAAGAAGAAUGUUGAGUCGAUUUGGUGUUUGGCUUAUGGCUGCACUUUGUCCGCCGAAUGAGACUGCUGAUCCGAGAGCUAUUGGAUAUAUUAUGCAAAAUGUUUUUGAGUGGUUUGCAACAACUGCACUUUUACCAAAUGAUUCGAUGGGUUCGGCGUUGGAACAAUUGAAAACUGAUGUGAGAUUUUUUUUGGGAAUUUUUUCGGUGGGGUUGAGGUUUACAGGAUUUGUGACAAUUUCAAAAGUGAUCCAGUUUUUCGGACUUUUUUUAAAAUUGGGUUCGGGGGGUUCUAGGUUUUUAAGAUGUCUAACAAUUUAAAAAAUAAUCCAAUUUUUCAGAUUUUUAAAAAUCGGAGGUCGAACUGAUCCAAUUAUUCUGAAUUACAGUAUCCUAAAAAAUUGUUCCAAAAAUUAGAUCAAAAUUUUUUGGAACCUAAAAAAGUGCCACGUGAACUCUUUUUUUUUCUUUUUUGAAAAUUUAAUUUUCGCGCCAAAAAAUUUUCAUUUUCAAUUUCAAAACCUUUGAGUUUCGCACUGAAAAUCUUCAAAUUUUUAGCAAUAUCUGCAAUUCCAGCAAAUCCGGGCCAGGCUUUCAGAGUGUGAAUCAGUUUUUAAUUUUAAUCCCGAAUUACUGUAGAUCAAAAUUUUUGGAACUUUUUUUGGCACACUUUUUCUUGAGUGAUAAUUUUCAGGCAGAAAUGCCAGAGGUACUGUAGACUCAUACAAUUUUGAAUAUUUUUUGGAACAAUUUUUAGCUGUACCUUGAGAUUAAAUUACUAUAGAUCAACAUUAAUAUUUUUCCAGUUUGUAUGCGACUGGAUAAAUGUAUCAAUCCGUGUCCACAACAACGUAUUCAUCUCCUCGCUCUGCGGAGAAUGUGAAGAACACGAUGGUCGCCCACACAUCGACAGAAUUAAAGAGGGACUCGGCAGACUGCUUGCACUUAUGCCCUAUGAUGUGAUUUCUCUUGAAACCUGGUGUAAAGUCAUGCCAAUUUGGCUGGAAUCAAUUGUCAAUGAUUGUACAGAAGACAAUCAACCUGAACUCAAAGUUUUGUUGUCAAAGAUAUUCGAGCCUGAUCUUUGUCCACUUCCAUUUGAAACUAUCGAUGUUUUUCAAUUCAUGACGAAUCGAAUGAUUGGAGAUGAUUAUAAUGAGAUGUUUAAUGCGCUACAGUGGUUACACGUAAGAUAUUAGUUAGAAAAUUUGUUGAUUGAGAAUCUGAUCUUGAUUUUCAGCAACUUUCCCGUUUGGAUAUCACAGUUCCUCUAAAUAUGGUUCUGGAUAACUUCACAAAAUGUCUCCUGAAGUGAGUUUUUCUGAUGAAGUUUAGAAAUUUUUCAAAAUUUCCGAAGCUCUCCAAAACAUGUUUUUUUUUUCAGAUUGCGAACCAUUGAAAUCCCUCCACUAUCUGAAAAUGAUUUGGAAGAAGAAGAAAUGUCAGUUCACGUAGUUCUAGUGGAUAUCCUAGUUCUGCAAAUGAGAUUGAAUGAUGUUGAAAGAUCGUGUUCCAACAGUGUUGUCGAUCGACUUUUUGAAUGUAUCCAGCUCUUGAUCUCAAUUCCAAUCAGAGCUUCUCCUCAUCAAUGUCAUGAUCCAGAAUUGGAUGGUUUUGCUGAUUGUUCUCGUAAGUUUGGGUUUUCAUUUAGAGAGUUCCACUGAUGUUUUGCAGCUUGUCAGCAAGCUGCAUUUGUCCAGCAGAUGGUCAUGAAUAUAACUCAAAAAGUGUGUCCUAAACGAGAAGUUGCGAUUAUCACAACCGUUGAUGAUGAUGUGAAUUAUGAUGAGCAAACGGAAAAUUCGCCAACUCUUGGUGGAAGUUCUAUGAUGUCACCGUUAACUGAAGGAGGUUCGAAAGGAACAACACCCGGGAUACAGUUACCAAAUCAACAACUGUUAGCUGGGCUGCAAACAAUGUGUGUUGCGCAAGCGAUUGAAGAUGAAUCCGAGGAAUGUGAAUUUGUGGGAAUCUUGCCGGCUGAAGAGAUGGAAGUUGCGAUGGCUGAAGCUGUUACUCAUGAUGCAGUGCUAGAAAGUGGAACUGUUGUGACUGCAACUACGGUGCAUCCGAGUAUCAAGGGACAGAUUAUUAAUACACCACUUACACCGCAACAGAAACAGAAUUGUGAUUUUUGGGUGACAUCUGUUGGAAGAUUCAGAUUUAGUUUUGAUAACCUUCCGGCGCAGUUGAAGAUGAUACAUUCAUUGCUCUCGGUGAGUUAAUAACGAAAAAAAUUCCUUUCAAAAAGAUUUUCCAGAGUCUUGACAGUGUUUUGGAACCGGAUGUUGAAUUCUUCUGUAUGACAUCUUUGAAAUACCUCUGUCUACAUUGCGAAGCUCUCAGCAACGCACGCCGUGAGCAUCGAGGCUUCCUCAUUUGGACACAAGAAAAUCAAAUGGUCCCCAAGUUAUGGGAACGUUUACGAUCAGAUUUUAUACAAGUUGGUGAGCUUGCCACGCAUCUAUUGUUGCAUGCAAUGACCCUGCCAUCUGGCGAGGAAAUGUUUUGGAAGAUGGUGCAUCGCGAUUUCACCUCGCCACAAUGGAAUGUGAGAUUUGACGCCGUUGGAAAAGCAUAUGUUAUUGCGCAAAUGAUGAAAGCUGCGCCGGUUAAAGCCAAUAAAGUUGUGCAAACUUGCCUAAGCUCGGUAUUCUAUCAUUUUAUAUCUUCCCUCCAUGAUCCAAAUCCAUCAGUUGCUCAAAGAGCAAUCAUUGCACUUCGCGCGAUGCCAAGUCACACUCUUAAACUAAUGUGUUUAUGCUUCGAAUCGCAAUUUGAUCAUUGUAUAGUGGAUCGUCCGUUGAUUAUUCAUGCGAUUACAAUGUUGGCGACACUUCUACCUGAUCAAACUACACUCACUUUUGAUUUUUUUAUUCAACGCUUUGAAACUUUGGUGUUAGAAAGUCAAUUGAGUAGUCAAUCCGAGGAUACGAUGUUUGUGCAAGGUUAGAGAUUUUCAUUUUCGGGGAAAAAAAUAAAACAUCUAAAUAGAAGUUCUUUAGAUCUUAUGCACACUGAUCCAAUGUCUGAACUCUAUCAAAGAAAAGUUUCCAAGGCUCGAACAUCAAUUGAAAAUGCGCAAACAGCUCGAUCAAUUGUUCGACACUUGAAAAGCUAUGAUGGAAUGAAACAUCAACUCGCCCAUCUUCCAUCUGAUCCAGGUAUGUUUUAUAAAAAAAUUUUUGCAGAUAUUUAUCAUUGAUGAAAAUUGUUAUUUAUUUGUUGUAUCUAACCCCCGUGUGUUAUAUUAUAAGUUUCAACUUACCUUCUGAUGAUUAUUAGGAUUUUUUUUUUCAAAAAAUCUAUGUACAGAAAACAAAAAAACUGAUUCUGAUUAUUUGUCGUGUAUCUAAUUUAUUCAUUUCCUCCUCUUCUAAUCUCCAUCAUAUUCCCCGCUUCUUUUGGGCUCUCGCCCAAAGCCUAAAACUCUAAAACCAACACUUUAGAUAUACAUUUAUCAACGCAUAAGAUUGCUCGCUGGCGACGUCGCGGUCGACUUUCCGAAGCCGCCAUUUCAGCGCGUGAUAAAAUAUUAAAAGUGGUCACGAUGGUUCGAGUCGUCAAUCGGUGGCGAGAGAUGGCGGCUGACGUGGCAUUUGGUGCAGCGUCACUCGUCUCAAUGAUGACGUCAUCGGGUGGUGUCGUCUCUUCGACACCCGGUUUGAUGUGUAUGUGUGCGUGCACCACUAUAAUAUUUUCAGCAUGCUCAUUUUUUUAACUUCUACAAUUUUUUUUCAUGUUAUGCUUUUUUGUUAUGAUAACACUUCUCUCUUUUUCAAAAUUUUUCUUUCUAUCCUAUAUAUUUUCUGCCCGCAUUUUUCUUUACAACACACCUUUGGCUUCUCCUCCUCUCUAACAUGUCCUCCUUUUCCAGCGAAUAACGAUGAUUUGCCAACCGUUUCGUCUCCACAAUCAACAGUUGCGGCCAACUAUGGGCAUGGUAAUAUUGAUUUUUCCCACCCCUCCAAGCUUUUUUUGGUGCAUGCUUCUCUAAACUUCUUUCAAUUUUAAAAUUUCAAAAAAAAAAUUUGGGUUCCCCUCCUUAGUUUGACCCCCCUAAUUUGGUUGAUUUUCAGUUUGACAUGAGCAAUCUGAAAAAUUUCCAAAAAACAUUGUGAUUUUCAGGAGGUUACGGUAGACUUCGCGAAUUUACCGAUGAGGAAAGUAACAUGUGCCUAUUGUUCAAUCGAGUUGUUGAUAUGGAAAAUCCGGAAAGACAUACUGUUUAUCUUGUUGUAUCACUUUUCGUGACGUUUUUAAGGUUAGAAUUAUUUUUUUUCAAAAAUAUAUAGAUAUUUAUGGUUUUUGUACCUAAUACUUAAAAUUUCAGCAAUAAAAACUCGACUCCGAAUGAUGAAAAAGCGAAUGUGAAAAAACAAUCGCUGGUUUUCCGACACUUUAAUACUCUACUGGGAUAUAGCAGCACUGAGAAAUGUUUCACGAUUCCUCCAGCGAGAUUAAGGUGAGUUGAAAAAAAAAGAAAACAACGACACUCCGCUCGUUCAAACAGUGUGUGUGAAAAUUAAACAAUAGGCAAGCGCGUUCCGCUAGCGGAGUGUCGUUGUUUUACUUUUAUUUUUUCUAUUUUUUGGCGGGUUUUCGGUGAUAAUUUUCGAAUUUCAAGAUAAUUAGGAGUAUUGUGGUGUUUUAAUCGAUUUUUGCUGAAAGAGAAUUUUCGGGGUUUUGAUUUUUUAAUGAAAAAAAUUGGAAAUGAUUCUCAGAACUGCCACGUUUCACGUUUUCACAUUUCAAUUUUCCAAUACAUUUUUUCCAGAAAAGCCGCAGUUUGCAAUGCUUUCGUCAGUGGUCUUCCUGAAAUUCUCGACAUGAAUCUUCACAUUGGAAAUCAACUCCUCCCAACCGUCGUCCAACUUCUCAUCCAUCUCCCAAGCCCUCAAAAACUGGCGUCCGAUCAAAAUGUGACAAAUUAUUCGCUCGCUCUUCUCACACAACACACACGACAUCUUUGGUUGCAAUCGCUGAUUCUGAUUUUGUAUAAAUAUCGAUUCGAUCAACUUCCGAUCAGUGAAAAUAUUGUGCGAUUAAUUGGAAUUGUUGUGAAAACAUUGCAGAGUUAGUUGAUCUUGUGCUUUUUUGGGUGGUUUUUAAAAUACCUGAAUUACUUUCAGAUCAAGUUCACGAAUGUUCAGAUGGAGAACCUUGCCAAGAUCUUGACACGUGGGAUAAUGUUGAAGAACCCAAUGAUAACUUGCCGGGUGAACUUAUUCGACCAGAAUCGCUAACAGUAACCGGAGAGGGAAUGGUGCAAGUUGGGGCAAUUCGAGUGAUGCAACCAACAAUUGUAGAACCUUCCAUUGAACCACGUAUUGAACGAAAGAAAAGUUCGGUGGCAAGCCAUAAAAAAUCAACAAGUUCCCCAACUUCGGAAUCUUCAAAGGGUUGUAAACUUCGAUGUGGACAUUGUAAUGAAGCGAUUGAAAUGUUUGAUGAAGAAACUGUAUCACUAUGUUUGAUCGCUUUGGAAACAUUUUUACACCGUGAACCUUCAAUGGCGGCACCGAUUUUAUUCAAGAUUUUAUACACCGUGACUCGAUUGAUUGAUGAGCCAAUGUAUCCGUGGCAUUCUACAGAGAUGUUUGUUCCAGCGAAUUCUCGAUCUGUUGCAAAACAAAUGCUGCGAGUUUCUCUACAUCAUUUAUCAACAUCUGCAAUUUGCCUUCAAUUAUUUGAUACAAAAAUUCCACGUGCAGAGUCAUUUUGGAGUGUUGUCGCUCUCUCAUUGGCUGAUUUCAAUGAAUUGUCUCCGGUAUACUUUAUUCAAUUAUUAAUGGAAGAUCUUGAAGAAAGUUGGCCAAGUUCACUUCGAUUAACAAUGAAGAAUCUGGCAUAUUAUACAGUUGAAAUACCAACUGAUAUGUAUAUUACACAUUGGACGAAUUUGGUGCAACAUUUGGAAACAUUCUUCAGAAGAUAUCAUACUGCAAUAUCAGCUGAUAAUGCGAAUCCACCAACUCGCGCGGAAAUCGAAAAUGUUGUGAUUGUAAUGAGUCAUGUUUUGAAAGUCCAGAACUUCUCAUCAUUCAAAAGCGCGGUUUCACUCGUUGAAUCAUUCGCAAAAUGGAUGUCUGAAGCUUUACAUGGUGGAGAGAUAUCACUUGAAUCACUUCUCACAAUCUGCACGGCUUGCAAUCGAGCACUCAUACGAGAGCGUGAUAAACAAUGUGUGACACGAGCUGUUGUUUCGGAAUUGAUGCAAGCGAUUAAGUUCAAGGCGAAAUUACAUGAAUCGAAUUAUGUUACGAUUGCGAAUAUGAUUUUGCAAGAUGCUGGGGAAGAUAUUGAAGUAUCGUUGUUGGAUGAUCAAUUCAAUACUGCGGCUUCAGAAGCUGUUAAACCAUUUUUAUUUGAACUUUUGGAUUUUAUUGCGGAUCUACAUGUCAUAGCCAAACUCAAGGUACGUGAUUUUCUUAGAAUAUAGCUUAUUACCACAAUUUUUUUUUCAGAAAGAAUCGAAUUCCGAUUCGCUUGGCGGUGAUCUAAAAGUCAAAUUAGCCGAAGCAAUUGCUGUUCAAAUGUCCCGCUCAAACGCCCGUGAUUGCCGAACAAUUAUCCAAUUCAUACCGUGGCUGAUGUCUCCUCCAUCGGUCACUCAAUCAGCUCCGGGUGCUUUUGCAGACAGUGUCACAAAUGUUCGAGUAUUAUCUUGGCUGCUACUUGGUGCACUUCACGCAAAUCAUUCUUGCCUGCCAGUUCCGAUUGAGUGUUCUCAACAUAUGGCUGAUUAUAUUCAUUUUGUUCUUGCUGGUUUUGCUGAUCAAUCGAAGGUUUGUAAAAGGGUACAGGAAAAUGAAAUUCAAAAAUAAAAAUCAGGAAAAAAUCUCGAGCUCGUAUAUUUCUGUUAAAUCGAGUCUUAGGCGGUUGGUAAAAAAAUUAACUUCAGGAAAACAAUUUCAAGGUGGAAUUUUUGUAGUUCAGGGGUUACAAAAUCUGAAUCUGAAUUUUUGAAUCGAGAACGACAAGAUCAGGGACUCCAAAAAUUGAGAAAAAUUUUUUGACGCGUCAGAAAUUCAUAGAGAACUUCUAUGAAUUCUAGCCUCAUAUCCAAUAUCUAAGAAAAAUGUCAGAAUCCUAUUCGAAUUUUAUCCGGACCAUUUAAAAAUGUGCUUCGGCUUUGAAAUCUUACCAGAAAAUCGGGUUUGGUCCGAAUUCUGCUAUUUAAUAAUGUGGUCGUCUUGGAACAAUUCAGAUGUCCUGAAGUUUUGGUCCAAUCCUUCCUGACCUUCAGAUCUGAUUCAAAAACUUCACAUUCAAAUUUCGAGCUGAAACUGAUGAAAAUGUAGUUCAGGGAUUAAAAAAUUUGAAUCUGAGUAUUUUUGAAUCGAGAACAACAAGAUCUGGGACACCAAAAAUUGAGAAAAAUUGUUUGUCUCAUCAUAAAUUCUUCAAAACCUCUGAGAAUCCGGUCCUGAUUUUUGGGAAAAUUGAGUCUCAGCAAGUCCAUCUCAAAACAGAUCUUCAGUACAGAAAUUAAACCUGCCCUUUUUUUGUGGUCCUAAAAAUUUCUUUUUAAAAAAUUUGAGGACUGGUGCAAUUUAGAAAUCCUAAAAUUUGGGUUCAAUAAUUUUUUUUUACCUUUUUUUGGAUCUCGUUUGAAAAUUUUGUUGUAAAUACCUUCCUCCCUGAUCCUCUUUCACCCAAAAAAGUUUCCAAUUUUCAGCAAUCAGUGGUUCACAUGUCUGCCCUCUUCCACGCUUUCCAUCUAUGCCAACUCUGGACGGUUUAUUGUGAACGAGCUGCGAUUUAUAGGUAGGCGUGUUUUCUCCCCCUCCACAUUUGUUUUUGUUUUUCCCCUAUAAUUUCUGAUAACUCUCACACACAAGCUUCCCAGUAUCCAUGACUACAAUCUUCAGUGCACUCUGAUUCUCUUUUUCUUUCUAGCUCAACAACUGCAUUUGCUCAUCUCAUCGAUUUUUGGGCACGUGUCACUCCUGCCAUACUACAACUUCUUAGUCAUUCGAAAGUGGUUAGUGAUGAGAAAAAAAGAAAAAAUUGAAAUUCUUGGAAGUUUGGUCUAGUCAAGUGGAAAAUGACGAAAAUGUUUCCAGCUCGCUGACAUGGUUAACCUACACUUCUUGAACACGAUUCAAGCACUUCAACAAGUCAAUUCAGCACUUCUUUGUCAAUUAUAUUCAAUGUGGGCGCCGAUUUUGACAGCAUAUCAUAGUCAGAUUCCAAAUCAACUUCGAAUGAAACUCGAUUCUUGUCAGAAUCAACCAUCUUUGGAAACACCGAUGGUUAAUGAGUGGUUGAAAAAAGUUCGAUAUAAGAUUUCACAAGUUGAACUUCAAACAUCAGCAGCUUCGCCGUUUUAUAAUGUUUGA
Messenger RNA from Caenorhabditis angaria, 10667 nucleotides. NCBI's taxonomy places the organism in Eukaryota, Metazoa, Nematoda, Chromadorea, Rhabditida, Rhabditidae. The record is from the annotation of a GenBank genome assembly.